UUUUUUUUUGUUGUCUUCGAUGCAUCCUCAAAGACAAUCCAAUCGUGACUCAUUACCAGCAGUCAUGUAUUUCUUGUCAGGCAUGGCUGUUGCCCUCAUGGGCUAUUCAGUUUAUUCACACUUAAAGACUUUACACGAUCGAAACAAAACACCUUAUAAAAACUCAAAUAAACAAGGAGCCAAGUUGGAAGACUCCAUUAGGCUCAAGUCUUUAGCUUAUUUAACACAAUCUCAUAAUGUGAAUAUUCAAAGCAGUUCAAUUAAGAUUAUUCUAGAAAGAGCCAUGUCAGCCCAUUAUUUACCAAAGAUCAUUGAUGCUUGCGAUAAACAUCAGCCUAUUGACAUUCGAUCCAAGGCACUUCCGUCCUUACAAUUAUUAACAAGAAAAGAGAACAACAAGACAGCAUUACUAGAAGCAGGUGCAUUGGGUGUGUUAGUGGAUGCAUUAAAGUGUACAGAUCCAGACAUGAAAGAAGUCACUCAACGGUAUGUGGCAGUGGCCAUUUGUGAUUUAAUUCAAGGCAGUGACAUCAACAAACAGUGUAUAUUAGAAUUAGGUGUAUUAGAACCCAUCAAACGCAUUCUUUCUUCCGAGGAAAUUAGAAAUAAUGAGUUAAAAUACUGGACACUUAUGAUAUUGUACCAAAUAUCCUUGAGUGAUCCACUACCAAGAGUGUUGAUUGAUCAUGGGUUUGUUAGUUUAUUAGCCAAGAUGGCCAGAAUGACUUAUGGUAACACCAAUAUGCCUAAAUUCUGUUUGCAGAGUCUAGUCCGCAUCACAGCCAAUGUGGAUGUAACAGAAGCCAAAAAGAUCUUGACAGAACUCUUAUCGUACAAUAUUGUGGAUUUGAUCUUUAAUUGUCUUCGAGGAGACGAUGUCGAAUUGAUCUAUUGGGCUGCUGGACUUAUGCAUGAAUUUGUCCUGAAAGAUGUAGCAGCAGACAAGUUUAGAGAAAUCAAGGGAAUCCAUACCAUUCUAUCAAGUCUGUUGUCUGCUGAGGAAAUGUAUAUCUCUCGAGUCGUGUUGCGUAUCAUCAAAUUCAUGGCUUUUGGACAAGACAAGUUUCGAACAGAGAUGGUAAGGACGGGUAUUGUGAAGAAAAUUAUGCAUUGCCUUUCAUUGGACGAUGAAGAUGUACGGUAUUGGGCUGUUCUUUGUAUUCAUGUCGUGGCAGGGCAAGUAGAAUCUCAUCAAGAUAUUAUUUCUGCUCCUGAGUUUGAAAUUUUGUUGGAAUUAGCCUUGUCUACCAAGAUCAAGGUGGCUAUCUUUAUAUCAGACAUACUUUCCUUAGUGUGUUGUAUCUCCAGCAAUCAUACCUUGAUGGAGCCCAAUUUACAUGCUAUUGCCAAAACAUUGAAUGAUUUACUUACAGAAGGAGAAUUGGACGUACAAUACAAUGCUGCCGGUGCUAUUUUCAAUGUGAUGACCAUGACCUAUGCAUUUAGUUGCAAAAUAAGAGAUGUUUGCUUCAAAAACUUGAUUCAACAGACUGUCUCUGCUUCCCAUGAACGAGUGCAACUUACUUGUGCAAAGGGAACCCUUGAAUUGGCUAUCAAAAAUCAACUCUUAUUGCCUCAAGUGAAUCAUCAAGUGAUUGAGCCCUUGAUUCAAAUUCUGGAUACGAUCUGUAAGUCAUUUUUACCUGUCAUUAUCACACAAGCCUUGAUCAAAGCCAACAAGUCAAAAGAGACCGAGAAUCCUACUAGAUCCCUCAUCACAGACAUAGACGAUGAAGAAUUUCCUCGUACACCAGACUAUGUCGAUGUCACAGAACAAGGUACUAUCUCUAAUGCUUCUCGACUUGACCGCGUACUUGAAAACAAGGGCCACACACAUCAUUCAGCAGACACCAAUUCAUCCUGGACAGACAUGGCGUAUUUGUUUGAUACGGCCAUCCCUAUCUCUCAACGUGAAUCCCUAUUAGCAGCAUUUGAGCUGCCUUUAUCGGCUCGCAACCAACUGGUAGGCGCAUUGUCUGCCCUCAACAUCUUGAUUGAAAAUGACCAAAUCAUCAGUUACCUUGUGACAGGCGAGAGUUAUCCUACAUUGACAGAAGAGUACAAAAAGGCUUAUUUGCCUCCUAGUGUGCGACACUUGAUACAGCAUUUGAUUCGGUUGUCUUUGUAUCCUGUCUUGGACACAUGGGCACAUUUGUUCUAUGCCCAUUAUCCAGUUCAUGAGCUGGAUGGGACAAAAGCAAAUGAACUGUAUCAUGCAUUGAUUCAAUGGAUUCGUACUCAUGUUGAACUCUCGCCUUCAAGUCAUCUAUCCACAGAUCAUAGUGACACAAGCGGUGAAGAAAAUGGGUUUAUCAGUAUUCAUUAUAAAAAGACACAUCGACACAAGUAUACUCGACACAACAACAACAACAACAAAAAUAGCAGUGGCAGUAGUAAUAGUAGUACAGAUUCUGAAAUAGAAGAUAAUCCUGUCCUAUCUGCCUACCCUUUACCUUCAAGAAAGCGAGUAGAAACAACCGCUGAACGCUUGGGCGAUAAUCGAAAACGAGGAUUUGCCAAUCGUGCCCUUACUGUCUUGAAUUCGAUUUCACGCUAUGCCACUAUUCGACAAUACUUGAUCCAAGAAGUGCCUUUACUUUCCAUUCUGGCUUAUCUAUAUGAAGACCAUAGCAGUCUUACAGACAGAGUGAUGGUCUGUCUAGGCACUUUAUUUGCCAGUGAUCCUUUUCAUGUAGCCAUACAUGAAUCGAAUUUUCAGCGACUGGCCAUUUUACUCUGGCGAGGUAUGAAGGCACCUUUAGCCAACAAAAAGAAGUCCUAUGUGUUCUAUAGUCGAUUGGUUCUUGUCUAUUGUAGUCAUUAUAUAGGCAAUGUGUACCAUACCUGUAAAAAACAAGUGCAUCAUAACCAUCCUGCCUUUGUUGAACUUGACUUGUUAAGCAAGUCGAAAUACUGCUUGGUCAAUUAUGAAAAUAGGCGUCAAGUGCGCAACGAAUCAUGGACAUUUGAGACGAUACGAGCCACGCAUGGCAUUCCUCCUGUGGUCGAAACCAAUGAAACACAUAAAUAUGCUUAUGAAGUGGUCUUGGAGUCCAGUGGAUUAAUGCAAGUAGGAUGGGUGACGGAGCACUUUGAAUUUGAUCCCGAAGGAGGACAAGGUGUAGGUGAUGAUAUUUACUCGUAUGGGUAUGAUGGUGAUCGAUCUAAGAAAUGGCAUGGUCGAUUUACGAGUGUCAAGACAAGUUAUGGCUUGAAAUGGGCAGAAGGCGAUGUGAUCACCUGCGCCAUUGAUUUAGAUGCAGGCGAGAUUCGGUAUUACAAAAAUGGCCAUGAUAUGGGUGUUGCUUUCUCAGGCGUGAUGUCUUCUCGAUCCUGGUAUCCAGCUAUUUCUUUAGCAACGGGUCAGCAAUGUAAAUUUCAAUUUGGUGGGUCAAUGGAUCCCUUAAGUUAUUUACCCAAAGAUUACAUGCCUGUGGGUCAAUUAGCACUUCAAUCGCCCGUGAAUAUGAAAUUGCCUCCUCCUCACUUUGUCAAGUUGGAUACGAUGACUGAAUCAGAUGAACAUGAUAUUGUUGAUCUGACAAAGGCUUUAGAGAAAAUGACAUUUCAUUCAGAAGAUGUGGGUAAUAUGGAGCCUAACAUUCGACCUGUGGAUGGAGGAGGGUUUAUGGAUUAUGUGCCUAAAACAAGUUUUAGUCUAUCGUCUUAUAUUGAUAAGGCACAUACAUUGUCUGUCGAAAUGGUGGAUACUUACAAAAAGCCAUUACCUUCUGUUUAUUUCGAAUUCACGCUUGGAUUCUUUCAACAUCAUGAAGACGUGUUUACCAAUACACAUAGCUUGAUUGCCUUUGGUCUCAAGAGCUUGAAUCCAGCCAUUGUGUUUUACUUUGAAUACGAUAAACAAGAACAUACAUGUUAUUUUGUGCUUGAACAUGCUCAUUCAAACUCAUUUGAUUUUGUUAUUCAGGAUGGCGAUACUGUAGGUAUGCUUUAUAUACACAAAACCAAUGAAGUAGGUUUGACUUUAAAUGGAUCGAUUCAAGCACUCGUUUAUCUCGGUAAUCAUACUAUCUUCACUCCUUAUGUACCAUUUACUACAGGAGCUAUAAAAUAUGAAAUCAAUUAUGGUGAGGAUCCUUACCUUUGGAAACAUGCCAAUAGUGCUGAAGCAAAACAAUGUCAUUAUCAAUACCUUUGUCGUCUCUUAGACAAAUAAAUUCCAUCUCCGCUAAAAAGCCUUUUUUUUUUUUUACCC
Messenger RNA from Gilbertella persicaria, 4216 nucleotides. RefSeq lists its product as uncharacterized. Gene Ontology annotation, cellular component: cytoplasm. Gene Ontology annotation, biological process: calcium ion transport. The transcript has 14 exons. Gene Ontology annotation, molecular function: ubiquitin-protein transferase activity; protein binding; ryanodine-sensitive calcium-release channel activity. The record is from RefSeq and is a predicted model, not a curated record. The coding region runs from base 20 to 4177 and encodes 1385 amino acids. Lineage: Eukaryota; Fungi; Mucoromycota; Mucoromycetes; Mucorales; Choanephoraceae.